Protopolystoma xenopodis is the source of this 1032-nucleotide messenger RNA. The record is from the annotation of a GenBank genome assembly. NCBI's taxonomy places the organism in Eukaryota, Metazoa, Platyhelminthes, Monogenea, Polystomatidea, Polystomatidae.
AUGCCACUUAAUAUUCUUUUACAGAAAAAAUAUAUUCAUUUGAAAGUGAUUCGCUAUUUCUGCCUUCUACAUUUUCCGCCCUGUACUCUGGACAUUAUUAAAAGGUUUGUGGGCCGAAGCAAUGGACCACUGUUAGCACGUCGGAUUAACUGGCCAGAAAAAUCUCGCAGUCAUCGGAAGGCAGGUCAAGAACUAUCGGAGGCCUCGGUCGUCUCCACUUCUUGUCAGUUGACCAACGAGACGAUGCUUGGCCAGCUGCAGCAGGCUACCUCCAAGCUCUGUAUAAUUAAUGCACACCAUAAAAAUUGCUCCAACUCCUACACUUAUUCACAGUCUCAGCCAGUACAGCAAAUUGAAUCGCAAGUGCAUUCACACUCUUCACAUUUUCUCAACUACUCUCAUCAUCAACAACAAAAUCAGAAACAGCGGCAGCGCAACCUGUCCAAAGGAGACUCAUGGGCCUGCUUGUUAGAGCCUGAAGGUCAUAAUCCUGGGACUUCACACUGCAUUGCUUCACCGACCCUCCCAUUUGUCCAUGAAUCUCAUCACUUAUUGCAUUCUCAGCAGACUUCACAUGACACAAAAAUGAAGCAGUCAGUUGGCCCUAGCUUAAGAAAUGACCAGGCUUCGCUAGCUAGUUGUAGAGACUUAAAUUUGCCAUCUGAUCUUAACCUAGAAGCAGUUCAGUCCAAUUCUUGCACAUCAGUAACAAGCUUUAAUGAGAAUUCGAACAAUGCUGCUUCUCCUUCUUCAAAUGGUUGCCUCUCUUAUCGACAGCCAUCGCCACAUGCCCUACAAUCACCAAUGACGGCAUCCCAAGAUUCAAAGAUUGAAUCGGUGGAAGCUACGUUCUCCAUUGCAGAAUCAGUGGAUCCAGAUGAAUUCAAGAAUUCUGGGAAUACGGUCGUCUUCUUGGAUCCAGACUCACGCCAAUUGGUGAUUCGUGGCGCAAUCAAUGCCGAUCACAAGUAUGUUGUUCUACAGAAAAUCCCUCUUUCAUUAGAAAGCCAUGCUAAAAAUCGCUUUCUCUGA